UAGCAAGAAUGUUGAGCCUGAGGAGUGGAAUCUUCGCGGGCAGUCUUCUCGGUAGCGGCUCUUGCUUCCAGCGACUUGCGCCCUGUGCCUGUCGCUCUUCGCGAAAGCCUUCUCCGAAAAAGUCCCCGAAGAAUCCACUCAAACUGCAGCCGGACAAUACCUCUGAGGAGCAGAAACGCCUGUCGGCCCUAACGGAGAUGGGAUGUCGAUGUCGUCCCAGGUCACCAAAAGAGCGUUGGUUCUUCACCAAUCAGCGCAUAAUCUUAGCCUUGGCCAUUGCCCUGAAACGUCCCCCCGACUUAGUAUCCGAAUUUCUGCACUCUCUAACCCUGCAGAACUUUGCCAGGAUAAUAAAGCCGCCUGACACCACCGGAGCUUCUUGCAAAGUUCCCUAUGUAAAUUGUUAUGCCUGUGAUAAUUUCAUGAGAAUCUUCGAUAUACAUGGGAACUUGAGGAGUCGCUACAACAAGGACUCUCUCAAGCUACUACUGCGUCUCGUACAGGCGGUUUUAAGACAAGAUUCAUAUAGAGGGCCGGAGCCGCUCGACACAAGUUUUGGCGCCCACCGGGGGACAUUUGUAAGGGACUCGAUAGCUAGGAGGGCUGGCAUUGAUCGAGACUCCAUCGCCCGGCAAAAUGGCAAAAGGCGAUUGAGAAACUCUGAAGCGAGGGCCACCAUAAACCGAACCAAUUUCACUAUAGGUCAAGAGGAGCCCACCAUCGGAGAUCCUGGCUAUGUAUUUGGCUCCAGCCUUGACUUCUCGGACUGGGUUGACCCCAUGUAUACGCCUGAGGACUGGUCCUUUGAUGAUUCGCUGACAUCAGAGCGUUUCAAGCGGCUGGAAAAUUUGCUUAUACAUCUCAAUGAGAAGACCUAUCUGACACGCGACUCGGACCAUCUGAUAACCGCCAUCAGAGACCUUAAGUUGGGUAGAACUGUAACCAAUCCGCCGCAGUAUUCGAAUGACAAGAAAAUCGCCAAGAGAAUUUCCGACUCUUACUACGAAAGGGUUAAGGCAUCUGCUUCAAGGACUCUCUUCAAAAAACGCUCAAGCCAUCAUAUCAGGAAAAGGAAGAAAGACCCUGAAGAGGAUUCGACGAGUCAAAAGGCGUACUCAAACAAACUGUACUACGGCGCACCGCUUCCGGUGCUCAUACACGAACCCUUCGAUCGAGAGAAGCCAUGGACCUGGCUGCGCCGACAUCCCCACCAGAAGCGGUUGGACGACACGGGCCGCGUGACCCAGGGUAGCAUCCGUCGGUACCGGCGCACCACCAUCGAACAGCUUAUGCAGAAGGCCAAGGAGCGCUCCUCGGUGAUCACGGUGAUCUCCACGGACUCGGACAGUACCGAAAAGAAACCGAAAACGCAGCCAAUGUUUGGCAUUAAAAUGGCCAGGAGAUAAACGUCUUCAUUCUGCCUAUACCCAAGUCUAGAUUUUUGUAAUUCCGUUCCUUAAUGAAAAUAUGUAGCUAAAUAAUCAUAGAUUCUGAUGAAUAUCUAAUAUAACUUAUAUAGCAAGGAUAGGGGUGUUUAAAAUCUUGAAUUAUAAUAUAUUUUGGAAUCAUCAUUACAGUA
Molecule: messenger RNA, 1579 nt
Organism: Drosophila biarmipes
Lineage: Eukaryota; Metazoa; Arthropoda; Insecta; Diptera; Drosophilidae
Exons: 1
Coding region: 9-1406 (465 amino acids)
Source: RefSeq, a predicted model, not a curated record